Messenger RNA from Scatophagus argus, 6919 nucleotides. It is a transcript of the gene ppargc1a, whose product is annotated as peroxisome proliferator-activated receptor gamma, coactivator 1 alpha. NCBI's taxonomy places the organism in Eukaryota, Metazoa, Chordata, Actinopteri, Scatophagidae. Gene Ontology annotation, molecular function: transcription factor binding; RNA binding. The coding region runs from base 2327 to 6124 and encodes 1265 amino acids. The transcript has 13 exons. Gene Ontology annotation, cellular component: nucleus. The record is from RefSeq and is a predicted model, not a curated record. Gene Ontology annotation, biological process: positive regulation of transcription by RNA polymerase II.
UUUUAAUAGCUUUGUCAUGUGAUGGAAAGCAGUUGUAAGACAGGUGCCCUCGGUUCAUUCUCGGCGAGGGGCAGCAGUUGCCUGUGUGAGAGCGAGUGGGAAGCGUGUGUGGAUUUCUUUUUUACUUGAUUUCUUUCUUUUUUUUCCUUUCUUUUUUUUUUUUUUUUUUUCAAAUUUUUCCGGACCGUCAUUCAGUGGCUGGAUGGCGUGGGACAGGUGUAACCAGGACUCGGUGUGGAGAGAAUUAGAGGUGAGCGCAUCUAAAAACAUGACUUCUUUCAUCUUUCUAGCCCUCUCUGGACUUUCUUUUUUCGCCUGGAACGAUGGACAACACUGACUAUCCGAGGCAGUGAUUUGCACAUAAGUCUGCGCUCUCUUCUCCUCUGCUGCUGGCGCUGGCGUGCCGGUGUAGUGCGCGUCUGGACACAGUUGAGGAUGCGGGGGAUAUACAACACGGGAAUAUAUGACAAGCGGAGGGAAUGUGCGGGGUCUCCCUUUUCAUCUCAGUUAAAGAUGUAGUUGUUGUAAUGCGUGCACAGGCUCGGGACCAUCGCUUUCCUCAUAGGAUCUCUGUUCAGUCGGAGCGAGUGCUUGCAAGCUGUCGGAUAUCUUUCCAGCCGCGGACUGGACGCGCUCCGGUGGCGAAAUGACUGAAAUGUCUCAAAGUCAGGUAUUUCGCUGACGAAUGAAGUCCACUGACGAUAACAAUCCCUUUGAUGUGCUGUGUCGGGGUAGAGCUUAUUAUUUUCAAAGGCAAGAGCAAAGGUUGUCCACAGUGACGGACCGCUGUCUGGCACUGCGCAGGAGCAUCGUAACACUAACGGCACCGAGCACUGCCAACAUCCCGGCCGGAGGAGCACUGGCUUGAGAGCAACAUCUCAUCCAGCCAGAUUUGAUCAUAUUACAUUUGUGCGAAUUUCAUUUGAUCUCCUGCGUAUUUUUUCUUUGGUUAAACGUCUUUCUGCAAGCAAUUAACUCCCAUUUGCUCCCGUCAUCGUUGUUUUUUUUUUUUUAAAUGUAGUUUACCGCUUAGUUCUUGCUGUUCUGAUUAAAGUGCAUCCAGAUAAUAAAGCACAUCAAAAGGAUACUUGUUCGUCCCCCUUUUUUAUUCCUUUACCGAGCUCGCCCUGCUUGUUCUAGACAUUCAGGUCUACCUGGCUAUAGUUAGGUACUUGCAUGCAGGAGCUCAGUGAUGCUUCAGGACUGGUUUUCACAGUGUAACUACAUGAUAUGACUGCAGUCUGGGCUGCAUGUAUGUGCUUAUCUGGGCUGCGUGAUGAGAAUAUGAGAGAGAAAACUGCCAUUAGCCAGAGUAAAAGUAAGGAUCUGUUAUUGCCGAUCAGUUUAGGGAUUGCUUUGCAUUCAGUGGGCGCCCCUUUGCACUUUAAUCACCGAGGUAUAGACAUGCUCUUUCACUUUAUCCAGGUAGGCUUCAGGAGCGUCUCCUUCACCGUUUGGACCGCGAUAGCGUUUAGUUGAUCUGUCAGUCAAACAAAUGGACGCGUUUUCUUGAAUGUCCCUGUUCGACUCGUUUUACGUGAUGCGUGUAGACUCAUAAAAGAAACCCUUGCUCUUCCGAUGGCACAGCUGUCACCCAAGAUCUCGGUUCUUCCUCUGAUAAUCUUCCCCUACCAGGUGCUUUUAUGUGCAUGCGUGCGUAAAUCACCGGAGCGCUGUGGUGGAUCGCCCUCAUUUUUCUGUCUGGCGGCGCUAUUUCAUUAGAAAACCAAAAAAGUCCGUGAGAUAAUUGGGAUUAGGACGUCCGGCUUCUGAAUAUGGGAAAAAUCUUUGCUACUGUUUUGGGUUUUUGUUUUGUUUUUUUUCAAUCAUUCCGUGCCUUGUCAGACCGGAUCAUCGCAGGGGGAAGCCUAAGACGCAGUGAAUCUGUCCCUUUCGUUGUUGCGGUUGAAACAUAACGGAUUUGUCUCACCAUAGUCUUAAGUCAUCCUGUAUUCGUGUUGGUGCGACAGAUGAGCAGUGACACCGGUGUCUGGGCGGUUUUUCCUUCUUGGCACAGCAUCCUUCUUCCAGCUUUGCCCUGAGCCGAACCCGACUCUCAUCCUUGCUCACGCUGAGGGCCAAAUACCUCCCGGCUUGGCCCGCGGAAAUCUAUCAUGUAUCUGUCUUAAGGCCAUCUUGUAACGUUCAUACAACGUGCUGUCAACAAAAUUAUUGUGUAGCCUAAUAGCUAGUAGACUAAAGCUUUAUUUAUUUAUUUAUUUUUCUCAAGCUUGGAUUUUCAUGUGCACACUCACGGAGUGUAAACACGCCUCGACUCUGGUGUGUUUUGCCUUUUAAUGAUCUGACUGUACAUCUCAAAGUUGGCAUGGACAAACAGAGAAAGUGUGCUGCCUUGGUCGGCGAAGACCAGCCCCUCUGCCCGGACCUCCCUGAACUCGACCUCUCAGAGCUGGACGUCAGUGACUUAGAUGCAGACAGCUUCCUGGGUGGCCUCAAAUGGUACAGUGACCAAUCAGAGAUCAUUUCUGCUCAGUAUGGCAACGAGGCGUCCAAUCUCUUUGAGAAGAUAGAUGAAGAAAAUGAGGCCAACUUGCUGGCAGUGCUUACAGAGACCCUGGACAGCAUCCCGGUGGAUGAGGACGGAUUGCCUUCGUUUGAGGCCCUGGCAGAUGGGGACGUGACCAAUGCCAGUGACCGGAGCUGUCCCUCCUCCCCUGACGGCUCGCCACGCACCCCAGAGCCCGAGGAGCCUUCCUUACUGAAGAAGCUCCUUCUGGCACCCGCAAACUCCCAGCUCAGCUAUAAUCAAUACACAGGUGGCAAGGCACAGAACCAUGCAGCCAGCAGCAACCACCGGAUCAGACCACCACCUGCCGUCGUCAAGACGGAGAGCCCCUGGAAUGGUAAAGCAAGAGGGGGCUCCAGCCAACAGAACCGCCCGGUGAGGCGGCCCUGCACUGAGCUGCUGAAAUACCUAACGGCCACCGAUGACAUCCUGCUCCACACCAAAGCCAGUGAAGCCAAGAGCACCUGGGGGGGUGCCAGUAGCAGAGACAAGAGUGGCUUGGGUCUUGGCGCGUCUUCCUCCUCCUCUUCGCCUUCCUCGUCAUCAACCUCCUCGUUCUCCUCCCUCUCUUCCACGUCGUCUUCCUCUUCCUCCACCACCUCCAAGAAGAAGUCAGCUGUACCAUCUCAACAACAACAGCAGCAGCAGCCGCCGCAGCAGCAUCACCAGCGAGGUGAGAGCCGGGCUGCAGGCGAAUGUAGUGUGGCUGGUGUUGGGGCUGGGAAGUGGCAGCGUUGCAGUCACGAUGACGGGUUUGAGGAGUCGGAGGGGGCUUCUAUCCCUGUCGGCCACAGAACCUCCACCUGCGGCCAUGUCCGCCCAAAACUGGAGCACGGGCCGCCCAGUGAAGAAGGAAGGCCGCCAGGCGAUGUGGGCCGCCUGGCCGCCGCUAGGUUUAUUAGGUAUAUGCAUUCAUAUUCUCUCCCUCCCCGAGAGGUGAGUCACAGCUGUGAGCAUUGCCGAGAGGCUGCGGGCGCCACUCAGGCUAGCGAGGGCUUUGGCAGGCAAGGCCGUCGUAAUAGUAAUGGUGCCAGCCGUGCACCCCAUAAGCACAUCACAGUGACUAUUAGGAAAAGAGAUGAGAAGCCGGGGCACCCCUUACUUAGCCAGCUGCUCACCUCAAAACAGAGACCUGCUCACUAUCAAGCCCAUUUACUCCCACCUAAGAUCACCCCUUUACCCAGCACUCUGAGCAAAUCAGCAGGUAAGAGGUCUGAGAGCCCAGGCCAGGCUGUUACAAAGGUGAAGGAUGAAGAGUUGGAGGAUGAAGGGACUCCUGAUUGUAGAAACCGAGCAGUAAGCCAGGUUGAAGAGCCUGACUCAGGGUCCCUGUUGUCACCUCUUGCCUUUGAUCUGGCGAGCUGGGUUAGCCAGCCAGACUCAGGGCUAGACUUGGGCUUUGGACUAGAGCUGGGGUGGCUAAACCAUGGGGAGGAUGUUGACCAUGAUGAUGAUGAUGAUGGUGUUGUUGUUGACGAUGAUGUUGAUGACCAUGUCAUGGGCAGCCCUGCAGCGGUGCUCUCACAAGGCCCACCAAGCCCACUCUUCCCAGAUACUAGAAUUGCAGAGCCCACCCCUCCCUGCAUCAUAGAAGGGCAAGGGCACCUACACAGGCAGGCACUCAGCGAGCACCCCGACGACCAGGGCCACCUGUUGUUAGCCAAACCAACCACCUUGCCACUUCCUUUGACCCCAGAGUCUCCAAAUGACCACAAGGGAUCACCGUUUGAGAACAAAACCAUUGAACGCACAUUAAGUGUGGAGAUUGCUGGAACCCCAGGUCUGACACCACCUACCACGCCCCCACACAAAGCCAGUCAAGAGAAUCCUUUCAAAGCAUCGCUCAAAAACAAGUUGUCUUCAUGUUCCUCCUCAGCCUUGGCAUGCAAAAGAGCCAGGCUGAGCGAGUUGGGCCCCGGCGCUCUGGCCCUGGCCCAAGGUGCCUCAGGCGGGGGUCCGACAAGGAAGGGUCCCGAACAGACUGAGCUUUACGCCCAGCUGAGCAAAGCGUCCACCGCCCUCCCUUACUCUGUCACCCAACACACAGUGCGGGGUGGCCUUGAAGAGCAUCACAGCACUAGCCACAAUAAGCGGGCGGCGUCCCGUGGCUACAGUGACCAUGACUAUUGCCAGGCAUCAGCUAGCACUAAGAAGGAUGGCGGCACCGCCACUGUUACCAUGACUACAGCAGCAAUGACGGUCACCUCAGGUGCCACUUCUGCUCCCAGGCCAACUGCAGGCAAAGUGGAGGACAGGCAUGUCGAAUGUAAGGACUCAGCCAUGCCACAGUCCUCUUCAUCUUCUCUUUCUCCAUUAUCACCUUCAUCUGGUCCUAUGGCUAAGCAGCAGAAUUUUGCCUCUGUGGAUGGAGAAGCAGCCCAGGUCCAGGGCUUAGGGAAGCAGAACCUUACACAAACCACCCAGACCCCAUUACAAGAGGCCACUACUGACGGGGACCAACAGCAUCCUUCUGCCACCAGCCGGAAGCUCCUGCGUGACAAUGAGAUCCGAGCAGAACUCAAUAAGCACUUUGGCCACCCCUUACAAGCCCUUUAUAGCCAGGGUGGCCAUGAGAGAGAACCAGGCGUGAAGCCAGAUAAGGCUGCAGCCCCUCAGUCCCUUGAGGAGGAAAAGGAUGGCUACCGCUCUCAGAGGCAGCCUGGCUCCAGCUACCUGCACCCAGGGUUUCUGCCCUUCCAUGAAGAGCUGGAGCUGGAUGAGGCCCGUGAGAGUCGCUUCCUCUGUCCGUGGGAGGGCACCCCUCUGGACCUACUCUUUGACUGUCCCCCCUGCUCUCCCUCCUGCUCCCCACCAUCCAGCUGCUCCCCUUCACGAGGCUCUGUCUCCCCACCUUCCUCCCUCCUCCUUUCGCCCAGCAGGCCUUUCUGCUGGGCCAGCAGCGGGUCACGCUCCCGUUCUCGUUCCCACUCUGGCUCCCGCAGCUCCUCCUCACACUACCGGAGGCGCUCCCUCUCCAGCUCACCUGACAGACGCCCCUCCUCCUGGUCUCGUCAGAACACAGACUCAAGCACUUUUCGUUCCAGGACUCACAAGAGCCCCCACCCUCAGUGUCGAUCUCCUCUCAGCCGCAGGCCAAGGUAUGACAGCUACGAGGAGUACCAGCACGAGAGGCUGAAGAGGGAGGAGUACCGCCGGGACUUCGAGAAGCGGGAGUUCGAAAGAGCCGAGCAAAGAGAGAGGCAACGGCAAAAAGCAAUAGAGGAGAGACGGGUGGUGUACGUGGGGCGACUGAGGUCCGACUGCACACGGACAGAGUUGAAGCGCCGCUUUGAAGUCUUUGGCGAAAUUGAAGAAUGUGCAGUAAACUUGAGGGACGAUGGGGACAAUUUUGGCUUCAUCAUGUACCGCUACACUUGUGACGCCUUUGCCGCCCUUGAGAACGGACACACCUUACGCAGGUCAAACGAACCUCAGUUCGAGCUGUGCUUUGGCGGGCAAAAGCAGUUCUGCAAAUCACAUUACACAGACUUGGACUCCCAUUCGGACGACUUUGAUCCAGCCUCCACAAAAAGCAAGUAUGACUCCAUGGAUUUUGACAGCUUGCUGAGGGAGGCCCAGCGCAGCCUGAGAAGGUAACCAGUUCAGUGGCACCUGCUGUCUGUCACAAAGAGGGACUUCUGAUACCUCACUGUUCUCGCUUCUUUGACGACGAGACUACCAGAAGUUUUACACUCUAUGUCAUAGAGUAUAUAAGAAUAAGUCUAUAGACCUAUAUCAAUAUAAAUGAAUAUAUCAAAAAUAAAGUUUACAUGAACAUAGCUGCUGAAGAGCUGGGAAGAGACAAUGCAUUCUGGGAAAGCCAGUGAACCCUCAGAACCUGGUGCACAGAUUUGGUGCACUCUACUGCUGUACAACCAUCAGUGAAAGAAGAAAAAAACAUUCACGAUUUUUUUUUCUCCAAGCACUACAAUGCCCACAAUUCUUUGGGAGUGAAAACAUGCAGCUUGUUCAGCCAGAUUUGUUUUCUUUCGCUGUUGAUUUUGUUUUCUUUUCCUUCAAAUCUGGUGUUUGGAUCUAGUGUUACAUUACAAACAAGAACAUAGGGGAUUGUAUCUUGGAGGUAAAAUUCUCAAGGUAACAUUGUUGUCUACAUUUUAAGGAGAAAUGUAGCUGUGUAUUUACAGAUACUAUAAAAAGGAAUAUUUUUGUUUUCUGUACAUAUCGGAUAAAGUUCUUUAUUUGUUACAGCUAUGCACUGUAAAAUGCAGCCUUUUUUAAAAAUGAGGAGAAAAUUUCUUAAUUCAGAAUGUCAAUCUGUAGUAAUUACAAUACUGUAAAACAUAUUGUACACCUACAUGAUGUUCAGAAGACAUGAUAUGAUUGUAAAAAAAAAAAAAGAAAAAGAAAAAAGUCGUGUCCAAUUGCUCAUUU